Molecule: messenger RNA, 2833 nt
Organism: Rhodofomes roseus
Lineage: Eukaryota; Fungi; Basidiomycota; Agaricomycetes; Polyporales; Fomitopsidaceae
Exons: 2
Coding region: 453-2474 (673 amino acids)
Source: RefSeq, a predicted model, not a curated record
GCACUCGCGACCUCCGUAACCGUUCAACGUUCAACAGCAAGGACCUUCCAGCAGCCAUUGAUAUCUUCUCUCUUUCCACGUCUUUCCCCGUUAACUCAGUCUUCUCCGCCUUUCUCUCAGACUUCUCGGCUUGCGAUUCAAACAAUCGCGAGGCGGCAUCGUUACCAAACACAGCCAAAUGCACGUUGCAGGCGCCUAACAGGGUCUGGGCGCUGUUGGUUAGCGACGCUUUUGUUCCGACUAAGGUAGUCGUUUUUGUCUCCUUCUUCCAGGGGCCUGGUACAAAGGACAAUGGCGGACAUGCACAAAAGGCGAGCGAUGCAGUAUUGCAUACUAAAGACUUGCUGGCCAGUCCCUCUCUCGUUCUCAACGCUCUCUGCGACUCGAUCGCGCCGACAAUCCCUCAACUUCAUCCACUGCAUAUCAUCACUUAGACUUUCACGACGCUCACGAUGAAUUCCUUGUUUGCUAGCAACCGCAUUUUGCCCACACUCAAACGCCGCUCGCGGCAGAGUAAACCAGACGUCCACAUUACGCCGACGCGGGGUACGUCGCUCGAUAUUCUCCCCGAACUCGAGGAGGAGGAAGAGGUACAGCCGCGACCGUCCUGCUCGUCUACACACUCCAUGCCAGCCCACGCCCGCAAUCUCAGCACGACUCCCAGCCGCCUCUGCGUCAACGUUGAGGACGCCGCAGAGCGCAAGCGCAGCUCGCGUAGGGUCGUCCUCACCGGCGCUGAGGGCCUCACGUUUGAUGACUUUUUCCCUGCCUCUGGUGCCCCAAAGCCGCCGCGACCGGCUCCUGCGCCGCCCUUGUACGACUCCAAGGACAAUCGCACCGCGGGUGAGUCUCCACUAGACAGCAUCGAUCUGCGCUUCUCCGGCCUUGGCAUCUCUCUCGACUUCCCCUCGCCGCCUCCCGAGCGUGUCAGCAUCAGCACAUCCCCAUCGCAGUCCCCACUCGCCGCGCGCCGACGCGGGCACUCGCCGACACCGAGCGUGGCCAGCACGGUCACAUCUCGCGCCAGUUCAAGCUCGGGUUCGAGUGCGGGCCUCGGCUCUCCGCGUCCCAGGCGCGACUUGAUGACACCACCCACCUCUGACGACGACUCGCUCCCGACGACCCCGACGCGCCCGCACCUGAUGCGCGCGCCGACGUGCAAGUCUCACCGCGCGUCGGUCCUCUUCGCCAAGUCGAUGCCGGACCUCAGCAAGCCUGCCGUGGAAUCAGACACUGAAUCGGAUGUGGAGUCGGACGUGGAGUGGUACGCGCGCGACAUUAGCGACGUCGUGAUGCUGUCUACGCCGCUGCCACCGUCGUUCCCUACCGCGCUCGUCGCACUAACGAGCAAAGACCCAAAGGCGCGCCCAGACUCGAUCAUGCCCGUCAAGCACAGUCGCCUCAGCAAGCCUCUGCCGACAGUGCCCCGGUUGUCCAUCCAGACCUCAGACGCACCUGCGAAAACCAGCCCCAGUGCACAGCUUGACCCCACCUUUACGCAGGCCCGUCGCCGCCGGUCGUUCCUCAUCCCGGACAGGCCGCCCCCGCCUCCUCCUAUCCGCAUCACUCCCUGCUCCGCUUCGUCUCCAUCGCCUUCCUCGUCCCUGAGCCCGACCGCCUCGGAGAUGGAGGCAUGCACGGAGGAGCUACUCGCCGAGCUUGCGAGCGCCGCGCUGAACAGCGGUUUCCUCGGCACCGGUCUUGCCGCGCCGUACACUCCUCCAUGGAGCGCAGGCACGGCCCCGCCGACGCCCAACAGUGCUUUCGUCGUUCCACACUCGGCCCGGCCGCCACCGCGGAUGUCCUUGCCUAUGGACAUCUGGGAUGACCUCGUCGAGGACGAGCCUGCGCUGCCGGAGCUGGUCGUCGACUCUUCUGCGUCGCCCGAGAGCGAGCUGCCCGCGACACCGCAGAGCGUGUCUACGUACUCGCAGCUCAGCGGACGUGGAGCAUGGUCUUCUUCGCCUGUCUCGUCGUUCUCAUUUGAUGUCUCCUUCGUCGACGGCAGCACGCCCGUCGCAGAGGAGGCCGACGCCGACCUCCCCACGGCGCCCGACAGCCUCGACGGCGCGACGUUCGAGCAGGAGCGCGUGCUGCGCUCGCGCUGGUCCUCGAGCACGCUCGGCUCGCAGGUGCAGGCCGAGCGCGAAUCGUUCGGCUGGAUCUCGCGCCUCACGCUCUCCCCGGUGAAGAAGGGCAAGCGUGCCUCACCCGCGUUCCCCUCGCCCAAGUCGCCCACGAGUGCGAAGACCAUGUCUGCGUUCGUCCUCCCAAGCCCGCGCUCACCGACGCGCCCUGCGAACCCCAAGCGCUACGGCUACGUCGACGCACCUGCGCACGGGCACCCCCGCUUGGAGAGGCGCGGGAGCCGUGCGUCGCGGAUGAGCGACAGCAGCGCAGAUAGUGGGUGCUCGAGCCGAAGCGAGGGUUUGAGGAGGAAGCCAAUCCCUGUGGAGAUGUUCAUCCGUGCGUAGGCUCCUCUGGCCAUGCACCGCUCGCGACGACCCACACGACCGCACAACGAUACCACCAUGCUCUUUCCUUUCUUUGAUUCAAGAUGACUGACUGUAUCUGUAUCUCCGGCGCCCUCGUCCGAACCCAGUCGAGGUGCGCAACACCCUUGUAUUAUUUAUCGCCACUCCUGUAGCAUUCGCAUUCGAGCUAUGCCCCUUGAUAUAUCCUUUCCCUCCUGCAUCGUUUCGCUCGGAACAAUAACACCUGGGUCGCUGGAUUGAUACCGCGCCCGACAUUAAUACGGUCGUUUCUGCUGUGUCCUACAACAUCUGUCUCCAUAGCUAUAACCUGGAUAAUGCAUUGUCUUUUGUCACGUCUC